AGCCGGGCUUGAAUUGAGUAGCGUCGUAUUUCCAAAUCGGCUGAGUAUUAGCGGUAUAUUGUCUAAGUUCAUAAGCAAGGACUUUGGGAUCACUUCGUAUGCUCGUCAUCAACCAGAGUUCUGAGACCAACGGGGGGCGGCUUUGGUUGUCAACGAAACAAGAUGCAGCCAAAGCCUCGACCGAUCCAGCGUUUCGCCCAAGCCGUAUCAAAAUGUUCUGCUGAGGCUGCCGUCUACGGCAAGUGCAUCGUUGCCGAUUACAAUUCUGUGCACAAAGACAAGUGCGCCCAAGAGUUUUUGAAGCUCAAAAAUUGCUAUCUGGUAGGCUAGCUUCUGUCACUCAGUGUAUAUACGUGAAACACCGGCACCUUCUUACACGACCAUAGCAGGCAGCAGGGAAAGGUUCCAGGUGAAGAGAGGGAGAGGGACACACCCCAGGGCUCUUAUCUCUAUUCUCUCGGUCGCUCUCAACUGUACAUGGACGCUCAAACUUUUGCUGCACCAGAGUAGAUCUAUCUAUCUACGUACCAACACUACCAGCCCUUCCUAAAGUUUGAGAAGCCGCAGCAGGAAGGUAGCCUUGUGCACUUCCUGCUCCUCCUCGGCAAUGAUUC
Molecule: messenger RNA, 614 nt
Organism: Canariomyces notabilis
Lineage: Eukaryota; Fungi; Ascomycota; Sordariomycetes; Sordariales; Chaetomiaceae
Exons: 2
Coding region: 163-330 (55 amino acids)
Biological process (GO): mitochondrial respiratory chain complex I assembly
Cellular component (GO): mitochondrion
Source: RefSeq, a predicted model, not a curated record